Molecule: messenger RNA, 2057 nt
Organism: Ctenocephalides felis (cat flea)
Lineage: Eukaryota; Metazoa; Arthropoda; Insecta; Siphonaptera; Pulicidae
Product: synaptic vesicle 2-related protein-like
Exons: 11
Coding region: 385-2013 (542 amino acids)
Biological process (GO): transmembrane transport
Cellular component (GO): membrane
Molecular function (GO): transmembrane transporter activity
Source: RefSeq, a predicted model, not a curated record
GGUUUCUGUAAAAUACUAAUAAUUCUUUAAAUCAUUAAGUAAUUUUCAUAUUAAUGUCAUUGUGCAACUUUUAUGUGUGAUAGUGCGUUGAAAGCACAAUUACAUUUAUUAGUUGCUAGUUAAACUUUUUAUUUCAAUCAAUGUUUUAGCGACGUACCGUUAUGUGUAAAAUUCAGCGUACCAAUUCGCAAUUUAAUAGUGCAGUGACCCACAAAAUUAAUUUUUAUAAUAAAUGACAUAUCAUUUAUAUGAGCUACUUUAAUAUAUUCAUUUUAUUUUUAUACUGCACUUUAAAUUUUUUUAAAAAUGUUUUGUAUAUAACGUUUUGUUCUGGUCUUGUUACGUUUGAGGCAGCUUUCUUUUAAAAAUAAAUAAAAAAAAACAAUGGCUUUGCGUAGAUCUCAUGGUUAUGAAGAAAUGGAUGGCACAAGCCAUCCAGAAAAUAUAAAUGAUUCUACUGCAAAUAUCUCUCCAACUGCUAUUUCCAGUACAGAUCAUUUUACUGCUCAAGAAAUAGAAUUAACUACAGUUAGCGUUGUACCAGAUGACACAUUUACUGUACCCCAGGCUGUCAAUGCGUUAGGUUUUGGUUGGUUUCAAGUAAAGCUUUCGCUAGCAACUGGAUUAUGCUGGAUGGCAGACUCUAUGGAGAUGUCUAUUUUGAGUAUGCUAGCACCAGCUCUGCAUUGCCAUUGGGGAAUCUCCAAAUAUCAGCAAGCGCUAGUUACAACAGUAGUAUUUAUGGGAAUGAUGCUGAGUUCAACAUUUUGGGGCCAUCUUAGUGAUAGAUAUGGAAGGAAACCAGCUUUGACACUAUGUUCUGUUUUAUUAUUAUUGUAUGGACUAUUGAGUGCAGUAGCUCCUAGUUUUCUCUGGUUGCUUUUACUAAGAGGUCUUGUAGGCUUUGCUAUUGGAUGUGUACCACAAUCAGUUACACUUUAUGCUGAAUUUCUACCAACUCAACAAAGAGCUAAGUGUGUAGUUCUUUUAGAUUGUUUUUGGGCACUUGGUGCGUGCCUAGAAGUCGUAUUGGCACUUGCAGUCAUGCCCACUCUAGGAUGGCGUUGGCUUUUAGGAUUAUCCACAAUACCAUUGUUGGCAUUCGCUAUAGUUACUCCAUGGCUACCGGAGUCUGCUAGGUAUCAUAUUGCUUGUGGUCAAACUGAGAAAGCUUUAUCAACACUACAUCAGGUUGCUAAAGAUAAUGGUAGACCAAUGCUGCUAGGUCGAUUGGUUUUAGAUGGUAAUGGCAGUGUUAUGAAAAAUGACUUAAACAGAGGUCGUUUAAUGGGAUUAUUAGCACCACACUUGCGCCAAACAUCUCUUCUUUUAUGGGCAAUUUGGAUGGCAUGUGCUUUUUGCUAUUAUGGUUUAGUGUUAAUGACAACUGAACUUUUUGCACCAGUUACUAUGACUAAUUUAAAUGAAACUGUGAAAACCUUGCAUGAAGUCAUAUUGUUUAAUUCUUCGAGCAUAGGGAAUAUGACAUUUGAUAAUCAAACAGUGAUCAAUACUUGUCACCCUCUUACGACCCCAGAUUAUAUGGAUUUGUUAUGGACAACCCUUGCUGAGUUUCCAGGUAUAUUUGCCACAAUCUACAUAAUUGAACGUUGCGGCCGUAAGAAGACGAUGGCUGCUCAGUUUAUCGUUUAUGCGGUAUGCGUAUGUAUGUUGGUCAGUCGAGUGAGCGAUCGUUUGUUCCUGACAAUCGUGCUAUUCGUGGCCCGCGGUGUUAUUGCCGGACUAUUUCAGGCGGCCUACGUUUAUACACCGGAGGUGUAUCCAACGGCGCUCCGUUCUCUUGGAGUCGGCGCGUGUUCAGCGGUCGCCCGACUCGGAGCAAUGCUAACUCCGUAUGUUGCACAAGUAUUACUGCAGAGUGCUCCAAGUACCGCAGUAGGCGUAUAUUGUGGAGUAGCUAUCCUCGCUUGUAUAGCGUGCUUACUUUUACCUUAUGAAACCAAAGGCCUUGAUUUAGGGGAAUCCAGUGAAGUAAAUACACAAUCUCAAUGAAAUUGUGAGCUUUAAAAUUGAGUACCUAAGUGAUUAAUAAUUAC